CAUUUCUGGUCGGAGCAAAGUGCGCGCGAGAGUCCGUCUCUUGACAUUGCAAAAGCUAGCCAGCGAGCAACGCACAGUGGCAGUUAGCCUUCGCCUGCGAAAGCCAAGUUUCCGUUUGCCUCAGCUCGGCUCGGCCCGGCCGGCGGGUCAUGUGGGCCGUGCGGCUCGCGGCCCGGCGGCCGCUACACAUCACCGCCGUCAGAGGAAGAGUCGGAACCGGCAGGACCGACCUCCUCCUACGCCAUAAGCAGAUCUCCUCCCUCAGCAGACCUGGUGCGCUCCACUUGACGACUACUUGCCGGCGUACGCUGCACCUGAGCGCGCAGGUAUGCAGCGUGAAGGAGACGCCGGCACCCGCGGAGGAAGAAGUAGGAGGCUUCACCAAACUCAUUGAGGCUCUGGGCUUCACCGGACCCCUCAAGUACAACAAAUGGAAAAUCAAGAUAGCCGCAUUGCGCAUGUACACUUGCUGCGUCGAGAGGAUCAACUACGACGACUUCUUUGACCGCUGCUCACUGCCAGACACGCUCAACUCCUGGUUCCUGGUGGCGCAGCUGCACGUGUGGAUGUGCCUGGUGCGGAUGCGUCAGGAGGGCCGAGCAGGCAAGUACAUGUGUCGCUACAUCGUGCACUCCAUGUGGGAGGACGUCGAGCAGCGCAGCAAGAUCAUGGGGAUCGACGCCAUCCAUCGCAAAGAAGCACUGAAAGCCAUGACUGAGACCUUCUACGCGGCAUUGUUCGGAUACGAUGAGGGCAUCCUUUCGGGCGACAUUGUCCUGGCCGCCGCUCUGUGGAGAAACCUCUUCAAUUGUCAGUGUGAAGACUCUGCCCAGCUGGAGCUCAUGGUGGAGUACGUGCGCAAGCAGAUGCAGUUCAUCGACUCCCUGGAUGGCGAAGACUUGCUCCUGACCGGUGAAGUCAAGUGGCGUCCUCUACUGGAGGAGAAUGCUCAAAGCAUCCUGAAAGUGGCCACGCCCACGUACAACGACGCCGGACUGUGAGUUCCUGUCUGCGUGGGAGCACCGACGACAAGCGUCCGUGUUGGUCGGUUAUUGAGUUUCCACGCACACUGUGGCAUCCUCAUACUCACAGGAGUGAUGCCAUUAUGCUGAUGUGCUUUUGAAGCCAAUUGUAUCCUAUACUUUUUACCAAUCUUUCUUUUGUCUUUCCGAUUACUAUUAUUUACUUGGGAACAGUUGUCAUGUGGAAUAAAAAGUUCAGCUUUCAAUAAACUGUGUGGCUGCCAUGUAAUCACCUAUGUUUAGCCUCAUUUGGAACACAAGAUUUGAGUUAUUUGGAGUCAGAACGAAUGCUUAUGCUAGCUGACUUUUAAGACUCGCCGCCACUUAAUAACCAGACAUUAAAUGGACUGGUCACCAGUCAGUUACAAAGCACUGAAAGACAAAUGGUAAAC
Molecule: messenger RNA, 1414 nt
Organism: Corythoichthys intestinalis (scribbled pipefish)
Lineage: Eukaryota; Metazoa; Chordata; Actinopteri; Syngnathiformes; Syngnathidae
Gene: uqcc1
Product: ubiquinol-cytochrome-c reductase complex assembly factor 1
Exons: 9
Coding region: 150-1001 (283 amino acids)
Biological process (GO): mitochondrial respiratory chain complex III assembly
Cellular component (GO): mitochondrion
Source: RefSeq, a predicted model, not a curated record